CUUUAGCUAGCAAACGCCCCGAACCAUGGAGAACGUGACCAUGGUGGUGGAGACAGCGACGCAGGGGCGUAACCAGUCAAGCAGCGACAUAGCGCGUGAGGUUGUCGAAGAACUGACCAACGGCGGUUUGGCUCUGGUGCUGGUGGCUCUACUAGUGGCUGUUCUAUGGGUCAUUUACAUCACCUACUACAACAGCCGACUGCUCGGUUACUUGCUCACCAGGCUUGUCAACAAGUUCUACUUUCAAGAUGAAAAUUUCAAAAUUGGUUCAAUCACAUUCAAUGCUCUGUCUGGCAAGAUAAUGUUCCGGGACAUUGUGUAUAUCAACUAUGAUUACGCGGUACGCAUUCAGGACGGGUAUCUCAUUUUCCGCUGGUGGCGCUCCUACGUACCCAAAGAUGUCUCUGAAGAUUUAUCACAUUCUGACACUCGUCUCUCCAUCAUGCUGAACGGUUUCGAACUGCAUUUUUACAACCGAUGUAACCUAUAUAGCGAGUUGGAGAAGACCUUUGGGCUGGAGCCGUUCAUCAAGCAGCAGAGCGAAGAAGACUCCGAGGACCGUGACAAGGCGAUGAACGACGCCAAUGAGAAACGGCGGCGCGCGCAGGACGCCGUGCGGUCGGAGGCCGCCAUGGCGCGCACGUGGCGCGAUCUUAUCCCGGUCAUCAAGACGGACGUGUGCUCGGCGCGCGUCGUCUUCGGAAACCGCCUUGUACCCACCACGCUAUCCAUCAGCGUCGAGGAGGCCCACCUCGUCUACAGUACCAAACCCCCCGCGUCCAGUCUGGACUACCUAAUGCAUUUCGUAAAAGCUAAAGCUGAGAACUGUAAGGUUAUUCUGGCACCGAGCCCCAACUAUACCGCCAUGGUAGACGAGCCACCCAGGUACAUGGGCGAGGGCUUCGUAGUUAUGAGCUCCAAUUACAUUGAAGUGUAUUUCUACAUGGAUGAGCCCGGGCUAGUGCCAGAGCAGCCUGUAUUGCUGCAGUUGGCCAAUGGGGACAUAGUGGAAUCUGCUCCUCCUAUCUGGGGUGUCGACAUCAAGUGUGGAAAGGGAACUGAUUUUAGUUAUGGACCUUGGGCGGACAGGCAGAGAGAUCACCUCUUCAGAUUUUUCUUUCCACCUAACUACAAGAAUUUGGAAGUAACACCGCAACCUAAGCCUGGAGAUAGAAGACAAAUGCAAUCAUUUGAUAUUAGAUUAUCUACUCUAAACGAAGCUACGAUUGAUAUUCUAUUCACGAAAAAUAAAGAAACCAACGCUGUUCAUAUCAACGUUGGUGCUGGCUCGUACCUUGAAGUGACUUUACCGUGGAUCGUCUUGCAAGAUGGCUACACUACAAAAAUUACUGGGCAGCUACUCCAUUUGGAGGCAACAACGAGUUUGCAAUACAGAAGUUUAGCUGAAAGCGAAACAUUAGAGUACACUGUGAAGUGCCACUACCCUCUUGUUUGGAAUCAUCACCAAUGUUGGCAAUUAGCGUUGACAGGAUGUAAAGCGACUGUGCAUCUUGUUUAUACACAUAUAGACUUUUUUCAAGAUUUGGUAAAUGACUGGUCGAAUAAAUCGCGCCCCGAUAUUUUGCACUUUGUACCUUACACUUGGAAAUUAUCGUUGCUGUUGAAAGAGUGUGAGGUAGUGACAGUUAGCAAUCAGUACAACUGGAUAGAUUGCAGCUCUACUAACCAGGAAAACAAUCACGUUGCGUUUUGUGGCGAUCUUCUAGAUGUGUCCUUCGACUUGCCAUUCGUCGAUUUCUUGCCUGAUAUCAUUCCAUUGAAGAUUUGGAUUCAAGGUGAAGCCGUUGACAUGAGCCUGUACUUACCCGAAGUCAACACUUCGAGGUUGCUCCUGUUGUCAAUAGACAAAAAUAUGAAAUUAAUACCAUGCAGGCUAAAAGCCUCUAAAUGGCGAAGAAAGUGUGUAAAGUCGCAAGGCUGGGUGGACUGUUGGUCAGUGCCUAUAGUGGCACUUAGCGUUCGUUAUAACUACCAUCCCAUACCGCCUCUCGGACCUGAACCGCAAGCAGACAUCACUACGCCGGAAAAGGAGGAGAUUUUGCUAUCUCCCAUGAGAAUACCCCGUAUGAGGAAACAACCUCAGAUGAACUGGCCUAUUGACGGGAAUAAAUUCGACCGCACUAGCCUUCCGCCGGAUAAAGUAAGCGUUGACCUUGAAGUAGGACCUUCUGUGCUCCUCGCCUACGGAACUAUAAUUACUAGUUUCAUGAACCUGUUGGAGAAUAUUUUUGGCGAAGACCAAACAUUUACAGAUAUGCAGAAAUCCCCAAAUAUUGAUACCUAUUUCUUGCCCACCGAGAAUACAAAUAAGGCGAAUGAUAGAAGUAGCGUAAACCAGCACACCGACAUAUCGAUGGAUGACUCGACCGACUCGAGCAAAGGUCCUUUCGAUCCGCGCCACUGCCGCCCACUUGAAGUCACAGUCUCCAUUAUCAUUCAUGAUAUUCAAGCUCAUCUAGUCAAGAACUGCAGUGAGAGCGAACCACCCUGUCCUGUCGUAUUAAUCGAAAGAUUUGGGUUUGAAAUGGAUAAAACUUUCCGAGAAACAAAACUUCAACUUCUUUUGAGUCCCUCUAUAUUGGUAUCGUCAAAUAAUUUGUCACGGUCAAACCCUAUGAAUUCUGGAGUACUAUAUCAAGGGCAUUUAAUGCUUUCAUCCUUCCAGUUACGCGGCAACGGAUUUUUUAGCGACACUAAUCGCGGUGUUGAUGAAGACACUGUAGAAUAUGCCUGGAUGUUGGAAAUACAACUGGGGCAGCUCACGGGUCGGUUGACUCUGCCGCAGCUCUAUCAAGUCGUGUCAUCACUGGAAACGUUCCUUCUUCUCAUUUGUGACAACGAAAAUGAAUUGUCUCCUACUAACCCUGUCAAACAAUGCCACCACGGCAUGAACAAUGUCAUAUGCCCCGAAACGGAUCUUACACUAAAGUACCGAUGUCCGACGCCUAAUGAAAUCAAAUACCGUAUGAUUCGCGUCGCUGUAGACUUGAUCGAUAUUUACGUGGCUGACAGUAACACUACUUUGCAAACCUGGGUGUCUCCUAUUAGAUUGAGCUUCUGCAACCUGCACGGCCCUGGUUUUGGGAUUGGCGUCACAGCUUUAUUGCCCAACAUUAAAUUAGCUCUCUACACUCAAACCAAUUUGCAAGCAAGUACUCAUCACAAUUCUAACGGAAGUAACAGCAGUCAAAAUAAAAUGCCUGAAAGCGAUAACUGGGUGGGAGUUGGCUCCGUGUCAUUAGGACCGCUUCUGAUCGAAGCCGCUUCAUCUUUGCCGCAGAGUCCGAAGAAUUUUCACUUGGUUCAACAGAAGUUUUUAAAAUUACACGACGAAAAAACAAAACGGUUGUGGUUCAUGUGGCCAACUGAGGGAAAGAGUACACAGUGCGGUUGCCUUGGUGGUUGCGCAUUUUUCGGAUCCAACAGAAACGGCAGCAAUUUCCUAAAACCGAGUCAGUCUGAUUUGAACGAGGGCAUUAAUGUUGCAAUGUUUAAUGUGAUAGAAACAAUUCCCGGAGAAUACGGCUAUGGGCAAAGCCUGUUGCAUGCGGGCCAACUGGUGUUUCACACACCGCCUUAUAGCGGAUUGAAUGUUUGUUUGCAGCCCACUGCAGCGCUGGUACCGUCUCCUUUGCCACCUGCCACACGCUCGCCACAGACCGCUGAGCGCCGAAGCCUGACACGUAGGUUCUCUUACACUAGUGUCAGCAAAGGAAGCAACAAUGUUCUUGUGUCGAGCACUAAAAGCGACGUGCCAUAUGCGCGGCUGGUGGACUCUGCAGUACCACUAGGAAACUCCAAAAUCGACAGCGAUUCCAAAUUGAAUAAAACUAUUCUGAAUAUACCUCAAAUGGAGAGUAGUGUGUCAGACUCUAAACUGGCACUGAAUUGUGCCGUUAAGGACAGUUCUAUAGUGAAACAGAAGAAGUCGAUAGGUACAGAUGCUGAUCCCUUCGCCGUUCCGAAAGUCCCUAUACGAAAUGUCGGCGUAUCUGAGUCGCACUAUUCUCUUAAUUCACAACCUCCUACUGACGACAAUAUCCCUCUGGAAGUACGGCGUACAAUGUCCAUAACCAGUGAAAACCCAUCUGAAGCUUUCUUUUCGGCGGAUGAAGACAUGUUUCCGAGUCGAUCUUCAAGCUUAAAGCAUUCCUUUGGAAGUCGUCACAGUAAUCCGAAAGACAAAAGUUCGUUUGGUAUCAACGAUAUUACUGAGAAGUGGAGUAACUCUGUGCCACGUUCGGAAGCACUUGAUGCUCCAGAUACGAUAAGCAAUAUAAGCGCCGGCGCGCGACAGGACUCUGAAAGCGGAUCUGUGUCUUCGACAUCGUUUAUCUCGGCGAUAUCGUCUCAGGAAGAUAUGACAUUAGUCAAUUUGCAUAUGCAAACUAACAAACCUAUAAAUGAGUCACCACUCCUCAUGUCCAGUUACAUGAAUAACUUACCUCAAUACCGCUGCUGCAAUUGGGCCACGUGCUCUUUGCCUAGCGGCAGUGAUGUUUACACGUUGCCUCUUUUUAAGAGAGCCGAGGACGGAACGCUCGUCUAUGUGGGUCAAAAAUACCUCCCCAUCUUUGAGCCACUUGGUAAAGUUAACAUUCUAAAACUCGCGUCCAAAAAAGAAAGUCAUAACAAUCAUGGCCCAUAUUCUAAUUUAGCGCCACAUUUUAACUCACAAAUUAAAGCGCAUCCGUUUCCGCAAGCUUGGUGGGAUGUACAGCAAAACGUACAAGAAAACCAGGAGAACACAGGAGAUAAGGUGCAAACUCCGACGGCGACUACUACGAGCGACAGCAGAAAUGGCGUAUGCGUGAAAUUACGAGGAGAAGUAGAUAUAAUGCUUACUCCUUUGGUACUCGAAAGCACACAGAAGUUUGUCGAGUCACUGACACCCGUACUGGCUAAUGUCCAUCCGAUAACAGUGAUUAACCAUCUGCGUCUACUAUGCAUUUCUUCUGUACAAAGCGCCAAUGUUCUAAAGCAGAAACAGUUUGUGCAAAACUGGCUCCCUCAAAUGCAGGCUCGCACGCAGUCUACUUUGGCUAACGACAACGACGCCAAAUGCAAGCUGGCUACCAUUCCACACUCGAAUGUGUACGAGGAAACAAUUUGUGAACAACUCCAAGCGACAGUUACUGUUCCAAAAGUGAAUAUGAUAUUCAUUCAGUCUUCCGUUAUCGAAGAUAUGAUAUCCUUUUCGGCUCUGGAUAAUAUACAAGAUUUAACCUGCGUGUCUCUCUUUGGGGUGUCCGUGGAGAACGUAAUAGCUAAAUACAUGAGCACGAAAAAGACUUUGGAGUCGGUACAACUGUACUACAGGCCUACGCUGCGUGCUCUCGGCAGCAAAAAGACUUUUGGCAUAAUGAAAGGUCCGCGCGCACUCAUUUCAGCACCAGACUCGACGCGCAAACGUGGACCGGAAAAGGGAGAACCCUUGUACAUCGAGACCACGCAACAGCAGUGCGACGACACCACAUUUACCCUCAACAUCGGUAAAGUUCACGGGCAAUUGCGUCGCAUUCGGAACGAAUCGACACAACUGAAGGAUGCGACUAUAACAGGGAUACCUUGUCAACAUUCCAAGGUUUCCUUCAAAUUUACUCGAGCUGAGCCAGGGGCAAAGGGAAGCGACUCGACGGGUGCAGCGGGCGGCAGUGCGAGUGACGCUCAGAAGGAUAACUCUAUAGGGUACAUUAUGUUCGAGUGCGGCGUGGAAGGCGUGUGUGUGAAGGUGGCGCAACACGCGCAGUCGCACAAGCCGGCGGUCGGCGACGAGCGACCGGCCGCGCCUGCUGACAACGACAGUUGCCGCGAGUCCGUGAAGUCUGUCGACGAGAUUCGCGACACUCGCACCUCACGUUCGCGAACUUCCGGCUUCGAGGAGUUGUUCCGCAAGCGCGACUCCUCUUCGAAGCCCGGCACGCCAAACCUAGGCGCGCCGCCAACGCCUAGCGCUGACGCCCCGCCACCACAGCCCCCCACGGCGGAAGCGGCAGGGGGUUCAAACGGAGCCGGCCGCGCGGCUGCAGGUAGCACUUCGUCGUGCUCGCUUGACCUCAAAGUGGUAUGGUUCAACUUUGCCGCACCUCCACGCACGCCUAUCACUAGGAAGAUCGAUUACACCCGGCUAGACUGGAAUCUGCUAAGCACGGCGUCGCCGGCUAUCAACGCGUGGAUGAACCCGUGCAACCGGCUCGGUAUCCGUGUGGUGGCGCUGUACCGCGCCCACGCGCGACGCGUGACCGCCACGGCCGCCAGUUUAAUGGCGGGUGCACUGGAUCUUGCGCCACACUACGUCGCACCCAAAAGCCGCUACGGCCGACACACGCCAAUGGCACGCCAGCUGCGUGAGGAGCCGUCGUUGCAGCUGUGCGCCGCGCUGCUGCGGCAUGCGUUGCACGCCGACGCCGCCGCUGUUCAGGCCGAUCUCGCCGACCGCCACCUGCCUUCACUGUCUACCCUUCGACAGGGUGUGAUCGUGUUGAGCCGUCAGUGGAAGAAUAUUUUAUAUACGCCUCUUCUGAUCGAACAAGGUUAUCGUAGCAAAGUGCUGAAACCUCUCAACGUUACCUUCGCACUGCCUGAUCUGCUCGAGGUGGAGAGCGGUACGGGGGAAGCGCCGACGUGGGGCGAGCCGGGCGAAGGCGUCUCGGACUCAGUUGACGAGAACUGCCUGCUGCUGCACAUGCCUGACCACUACCAGCCUGCUGAGAAUGCCGCAGAUCGAGUGGGCGCCCCGCGUGGCAGCCUCGCGUUCCCUGUGCUGUCUUUCCCGCCGCAUAAAUCGCCCUUCCACGAUGACGCCGCCGGAUACGGUGCGUUGCGUGAGGAAGGGGUGGGAGGGUCGGAGGCGUCUCUGACAUCGCCGCAAGCCAGCGGCUCUACCGAGCAGCUGCGUGCCGCAGAGCGUGCACGCGAGGAUCUUUAUCAAUGGAUGGCCAAGCAGGAUCCUAUCAAAGUGGAACCAAACACACGCCGCCCAAUCAUACCGACGCCGCGGCCCAACCCGUUGGCGGUGGCGGCGACGCUGCCCGCCUGCAGCCUCUACCCACUGCAGGGGUCGUUGAUGCUGCUUGACGCACACCUCGUAUUCCAGCCAUUCCUCGCAGCGCUCGGCGUUUCGCCCAAUCAGAUAACUCAAGGCGAGUCGAAGAACAAGGAUGGCCCUCCGGGGCCGACGCCGCCAGCUUUGGAGUCGCUGGGGUCGCGGCUGUCGUUAGUGGCUUGGGUAGACUCGUUCCGCAUCGACAUCGUUGUGAGUGAGCUACGCGAGGCUCGGGGCCGUGCACGGAUGGCACCUGAUGCUGACGGAGGCGCCGCCGCCUUCCUCUGCGAGAAGGUGUCGCUGGACGUGGACCUUCGCCGCGUGGCCGACGUGGCCGUCGACGAGCUAGUGCAACGUCGCAACGUUCUCUACAUAUCACGUGGGCAGCUCAAGAAGCACAUCUCCACCGUGCUCAAAUUCAACCUGAGCGUGCGCUUCAUCUCUCAGCAGGUAAACAUGCCUCUACUGCGACUGCUGCAUCAAAUCAGCAACAUGUACCAGAACGUAAAGGACACACAGGUGGAAUUGCGGUCCCAGACCAAAAUAUCGCACAGCCAAAACAAACAUACUUCCUCUUCAGUUUCAGACUUCCGAGAAAAUCUUGUGAGUGUGUCGUCUCUUGAUAAAGACACGCAGUAUUCUACCCUGGAGUCAAAAUGGGAGGUGCUGAGCACGGCACCAGCCCCGGUUGUGACCGAGGUGGAUGUGGGCAGCGGCGCUGACGUGCCGCACUCCCUCAGCCAGCAAAAACUGACGGUGCCUGUGGCGCGUACGCGUCCUCAGUCUUUCGCGCAAAAACUGCGCUCCACCAGCAAAAGCGUUAAGGGUAAACUAGGCUACAGCUCGUUGAACGAGGGUGCCCACACGCCGAUGUUCGGCGCCGAGGCACUGCGUUCUAUGGCCGCUGCUCCGGCACCACCCGCCACCGUCGUCGGACCGAGUGGCGACUCGCUGGCACCACGUUGCUGGCGUACCGUGUACUCGCUACUUAAUCUGUACGCCAACAUGCCCGACGCUGACACUAUCACGCACAGGUUUUCGGUGACGACAGAACUGGGCGAGCGAGCGUGCGCAGGCGCAAGGCCGCAGUCGCGGGAGGCGCCGGCCGGCACAGCCACCGUGGGGGGCAUGGUGGUGGUGGGAGUAGCUCGUAUCCACCGCACGCGUCUUCUAGCCUCGCUGUCGGGGCUGAAGUUAGAAGCCGAGCUCACCUCGCUGCAGGCGUCGUUAUCGGCCGCGCGGACCCGCCAAUGUUCGCUCACCGGCACGCUCGGCCGAUCCACUAUCGUAUUGCUCGAGGGCUCGCACCCGCACCACCAGACUGUGGUGCGUGUGGGCGUGGGCAAAUCGCAGGCACUGCACUCGUGGGAGGUAGGGCGCGUGGGCGCCGCCGUUCUGGUGAGCGUGGGCGGCGUGCGUGUGGACCUGCCGCAACACCCGGUGGCGCUACACGGCGUGAUGACGCGCUCGUCUCGCCAACUGUCGUCCACGCUGCAAGAGCUGGGCGUGACGCGUACGGCGUCCCGCUUGUCCCGCGCGGCCCCCGCGCCCGCAGCGCCAGAAGAGGACUCGUCGGCGUCGCCCCCUCCCGCGCCGCGCCCUCCCCGCGCCUCCACAGCGCGGGCCGAACCGCUGCUGGACCCGCUGCACCUGCAGUUCUCCAUCGGCGUGCAGAGCCUCAGUGUGACUGCGGCGCUGCUGCCAUCGCUGCAGGCACAGUACAAGAUGGAGCACGUCAGCAGCUCCGGCGUCACUGGCGCUCGCGCGCAUUUCACCGUCGAGCUGCCACAACACUCUCUGAGCUUCGUCACCAAGCUACAGGUAACGGAGGUGAGUGAGGCCAACAUCCCCGCGGCUGCCAUGGUGGCGCUGCCGGCCGUGCACGUGGCGGGGCGCAUGCUGGAGGGCGGCGCGCCAGGCGCCGGCGCAGCCGUUGAAGGCGCCGUGCUGCGCGCCGGCCGCUAUCUCGCCGCCACGGCCGACAUCGGCCUCUUCGAGCACACGCUCUCCACCGACCUGUUAAACCAUUUGGUCUUCGUGCAGAAGGUCUUUAUGAAGGAGGUGAACGAGGUCGUGCAGAAGGUGUAUGGUGGUGAGAAGCCGGUGCCGCUGUGGAGCGAGGAGGAAGCCUCCUCGCCGUUCUCCCGGGCGCUGUUUUCAUUGCUCAUCCGCAUCAAGCGCAUCCAGCUAACGGCGACAACACCGAGCAACUCGGCUGUGCGACUGGAGACAGGCGCCGUGGAGUUGGAGCUGUCCAACCGCGUGCAGAACGUGCCGCAGCCGGCGCACGCGCAACCGCACGACACGCGCCUCUUCGGGCGCGCGCAAGUCGAUGUCAACCUUUGCCUCGGCCAACUUAUCCGCAACGCCAUGUUCGACGAAGCCGAACCAGAAUUUCAGCAGUACGCUUUCUUCAAGACCAGAAUCUCAAUGCGCAAUGCGUUCCAAGAGGAGAUGGCGACAGGGGAGGGCGAAGGAGAAAGUGGUGCCGAGGACAAGGAAGUGGUGCUAAUUACGCUGAAGCGGCCGCUCAUCUACAUCCAGCCGGUAGCCGUCGAUCGCGCGAUUCUGUUCUGGCUCAACUACAAAAACGCCUACGAGUACUGGAACGAGAAACGCCUCAACCUCAACUCGGAAGUGCUUACCGCCACGCAGCAAAUAUUCGAAAAGGUGCAGUUGACAUCGCAGAUCGCAGCGCCGCACUUGAGCACGCUGUUUUUGCAACUGAAUGUGGACGACAUCGGCAUCUGCUUGCCGCUUAACCAUCCGCCCGCCAUGAACAAGGAGACUAGCGGCGCGGCACUGGAAGGCGAAGCACGCGGGGCUGUGGUGGUGACGCUGGAAAGCACCUCGGUGUCGGCGUGCUCGAGUGGCGCUCUUGUGUCGAAGGGCCGAUUCGUGGGUCUGUGUCUGCGCUUCGCCAGCGAGUUCGAGGCGUCGCUGGACGACUGGCAGCCGCGCGCCGACGAGCCCGCACUUAACGUAUGCUGCGUCUCCGAAGGCACUUACGAGGUGUGCAGCCGCACCGCCGCGCCGAAGCACAACGAGAACGCGAAGUGGUUCCUGAACGUGUCCUGGCAAAUGGAGGGCGUGGACAUCCAUCUAGACGUGAGCGUCGGCAAGCAGCUCUCCGCACUCGGACAUACGCUAACCAUGCUUACCGGAUUCGAGGAAGAAGAUCCCCUAAAAAUGGACUACGACAGCGACUUGGACGACGAAGCGGACAACAGCAAAGAUUCCCAGGAGAGUAUAGUGCUGCGGCGUAAGUGCACAGACCACCUGCCGGCGUUCGUGUUCGACACUAGCUUGGAUGCGAAGAAGCGGUCGCGGCUCAUCGAGCAGGAGAUGCACGAGCAGGCCAAGAUCAUCAACGACCUGAGAGCCCUCGGCGCCUCACACGCUACCAUCGAAUAUGAGAUGCGCCGCCUGCAUGACCUCGAGGCGCUUGUCUUCAAAGACUUCCGCAGGGACAUGAUCCAGAAGCUGCGUCGGCAGAGCGUGAAGGCAUCUUCGAUCACCAAGGGCAAGUUAGGACUGGGUUCGAACCGGUCGCACUCGUUCAUGGGAGGCACCGAUCCGCCGCCGUUGACGCCACACGCGCCGCGCGACGAUACCGAUCCGCCGCUAGGCAUGGGAGACUCUGGCGAAACGCUUUUGCUGGCCGAGGAGGACGCGCGCCUAGCCGAUAUUAUCGAGGGCGAUAUCAGCUGGAGUUCCAUGGAUAGCGAGCCGCUUACUGGCCCGUCGCGGUCCGCGUCGCUGCGCACGCGCGGGGCGCCCGCCGUGCAGCGCCAGAGCUCGUUGCCCGCGCGCGCCGACCUCUGGGCCGACCAGCUGGAGGCGGUCGAACUGCGCCGCAAACACGACCAUAGCAGCGCGUCAACAGGCGACACUGGCGGCGAGGGCAAGACGAGCAAGACGAAGACGGCCGAGCCGAACGUGGACUUCGAACUUGACGUGAAGGUGCACAUCAACAGCGGCAAGUGCGUGCUGCAUACAAGGGAGACAUCACGGGACGACGACGCUAAAAUCAGCGGGUCGCGCAUGCGCGUGGGUCGAUCGGCGUCGGGCGGGCUGGGCGAGACUGGCGGGUCCCCCUCCGCGCGACGCAAGCCCGGGGCGCGGCUGCUGCCCGUGGUGGACUCGACGGUGUUCCGCGUGCCCGGGCUGCUGUUGAAGGUGCACUACGAGUCGCGUACGCUUCCCGACGAGGGCGCGUCACCCGCCGCCGCGCGCGCCCGCGCCGGCAAGAAGGCCGCGCUCUUUGCCUGGAUCACGCUGCGCAGCAUCCCCGAGGAGACCAUCAUCAGCCCGCACAUCCUCGAGUUCCUGGAACGAGCGCUCGAACCAAUCCCCGCCAAGGCGCUGUCGCUGGGCCCGCCGGUCCUCACCGCCCAGGGCGGUUCAACGGAGGGCGGCAGCGACGGCGGUGGGGCGGAGGGCGAAGCGUCAUACGGGCAAUACGUUUACGCGUCGUUCCCGGUUGACGUGAUCGUGCACUUCCACAUGCAACCUUCGACGUUCCGCUUUAGCUGCCUGCCCGCAUCUCGCGUUGAAUGCCUGCUUCAGCUACCCAGCCUGCAGAUAGUGUUCAGCUCGAAGCGCGCUACAGACGAGGAGAUGACGGCUCCGGGCGUUGCUAUGGGCGGCCUCAGUGUUACCGGCUGCCUGGCUGACUUCUCCGUCAACAUGUUUCAUCCGUACGGCGGCAAGAAAUCCAGCCUUAAAGAAGCACAAGUGCAAUGGUCACCUCUUUCCGAUUCGGAGCGCAAGGACUCACUCAGUAUUAACGUGGAGUUUGUCAAGUUCCACCUGUCGCGCAGCCGCAAGCUAGACUUCCAGAUCGACAAGGACCACUCCAAGGCCACCGUACGCUUCUCCACCAUUGUGGAUGUGGGCAGUGCCUGGUUCAAGUACGACAUGCGACGGCUGGGCGAAAUUCUAGCAUUCCCUAAGGCGUGGUAUCGCCGCACUAUAGUGCGCCGCAUGUUCCUCGGCGACCUUAGCGCAGGCGUUAGCGCACAACAGCCGCAGCACUCCGCCAGUUCGUCGAGUGCUAAUGUGCCUGUGUCACCGAUGCUUCCUCAAAGAGAGAAAACAAAGACUGAUUUCCAAAAGACUAAAGCAGACAGCGGGUCGACCGCAGCGCAAGCAGGCGGCGCUGCGUGGGAGACGCUAGUGCUGUUUGCCGUCAACUUUACACGGCUCAAUGUCCACAUGAACAUGGGCAACGUUAUGGGCAACGUCAGCUGGCAGAGCCGCGACUUCAACUGCUCGGGACGGCUGAGCAUCGGCAGCACCGGCCACCGCAACAUGUUAGUGGGCGUGGCGCUGGCCGGGUCAUCGUUAGACGCACGCGGUGGCAUCGUCGGCGGCGCCAUCUCACUCUCCCACAUACACACAUACGUGCACAUUGAGGAGGAAGCUAGCGGCGCCGGCGCCGCGGGCGUGGCCAGCCCCUUCCACGUGUGCGGUGUACGUGUAGCGGCAUUGGAGCUACGCAUGGAGUACAUGGGCACGCCAGUGUUGCUGGCGCGUAUCAGCUGCCUGCGAUCCGCCGCGCGAGACGACUGGCGCCGCCCGCCGAGGGACCACCACCACACCAAGCCGGCGAUCAUCCUGGCGCACGGCACGCUGGCGUGGCAGCAGCUGCAAGUGCUCAUGUCACGAUCUACUACGCCCGACCUGUUCAAGAUGCAGCUCAAGCUGGAGGAAUUCUUCACCCAGCAGUUUAAGUCAUCCAAACGUGUCUUCAACUCCCUUGACCCCGACUAUCGCGGCCGGUGUGCGCCCCCGGCGCCUUCACAACCAGCGAAGGACGCCAAGAACGCCAAGGAACCAGCGGGCGGCAGCGAAGGUCAGGCAGCAGGUGGCGCGACGUUGCGCCACCACCGACAUUGGCAACGGGUUCUGCAGCUGGUACGCCCGGCGCCUGCGCAAGGCGUUGUAGUGGGCGGCACGAUUGAGCUCCUGGGUGCGAAUGUAUCUCUGGCAUGCUUCCACGGGAACAGUUUUAAAGCCAAAUCCUGGGCGCUCUUCAGCCUCAAGGACCCCUGCUGCAGCUUCGCUACCGAGGCGCAACACUCUAAGGCCGAUGACGGUUCGCCGGAGGUGGUAGUAGUGCAGAGCCUGACCGUGUCGCUGGGCGCGGCAGGCGCAGGCACCGGCGGUGGAGGGGGGCACCAGUCCAUGGCCACAGUGUGCCGUAUGACGCGCGCGCUGCUUUUCCCCCCACAGUUCAAGACGCUGCGCGAGUGGUUCCAUUACGCCUUCGCCAGCUCCGAAAUUGACGCGAUCGAGUUAUUCCCGUCACUGGAGCGGGAGGCGGGCGCGGGCAACACCAACAGUGCCGAGCGCGAUCGCGAACGCAACAGCACUGGCAGUGGCAGCAGUAGCACCGGUAGCACAGGCUCGACGGAACGCAAAGCGGGUGAUAAACAUACGCGCGAGGUGAUCUUCGCGCUGCCCAGCCUGCAAAUGCACCUGCGCACGCACCACCGCCAGGCACACAACCCGCCGACGCUGCAAGACGCCAAGCCGGUGGUUGAGUGCAGCUUUAUCACGGAGUUUGAAGAUCACAUUUUCGUGUCGGUGGACGCUGAGGCCUUCCUCUUCCUGCACGAUCUCAUAUCGUCUUACAUCAAGGAGAAGGACCGCGUUAUGCCGAUGGGCGCACGCAACGCUUGGACGGAGAGCGGCGCAGCGGCUCCCGGCGCAGCGACGGGGGCAGCGCACGCGCAGGACUACCGCGACUACCGCUGUCUCACGUGGCACCUGGAGCCUACUGUACGGCUGUUAUCGUGGGCAGGUAAAUCCAUCGAGCCUUACGGUGUGGACUAUAUCCUGCAGAAGCUGGGCUUCAGCCAUGCGCGCACCACCAUCCCCAAGUGGGUGCAGCGUGGUGCGCUGGAUCCGCUUGACAAGCUGCUGGCACUAGCGCUGGCCAAGCUCGUGACUGCGCAGGCGCCGCCCGCCUCCAGUAACACCAACAAGUGACCGCAUUAGCAAGCCAAUUAGAGCUAGUUUCAAUAUCAUAUCAAACGGGCGACUCUCGACACCGAGAGUACAGGAAAGAGAACAAAAAAGGAUGUACGUAGCUCUAUUGAGUUGCCAGAACGGCUUCGGCAAGGAGCAUUUGGUGAUAAAAAAGCGUUAUCAUAAUUAUGCUAAGUGUCAAAUAUAGAUGCCGCAAGAUUUUGAAAUACUCGUCCUUUCUCUCUUAACGACAUUAGAACUAACAUUUUAUCUUAGUGCAGAUAAAAUAAUAUCGAAUACAUUAAAACUAAUUAAUGUAUGAGGUAAUUUACAUACUGAUAUUAAAACAAUCGUUCCUAUUCACAAUGACAUCUACCCGUAUGUAGUAUUUUUAUAAGAAUAAGUGAAAAGAAUCCCGGAUUUAACGCAAUACAAUAUUGUAACUAUUAGAGCAAUAUCGAGACGAAUUAUACUGACAUAAAAUGUGAACCGACAGCCGUCUAAACUGGAAACGAUCCUAGGUUACCAAUUUCGUUGUAAGGUCAGUGUAACUAUAUUAUAUUUUUUCCGAGACGGAGUAAAACGCCAGCUUACAAUAAGUUGAUUGCAGCCGAUAAAUAUAAUAUCGAUUAUCGACUGAAUAUUGGUUACACUCAUGCAAAAAUGGCCAAACUUCUUUCGUUUAAAUAUAAAUCAAGGUUCGUAAAAUGUAAGAAAAUUGUUUAAUGAAAGUAGACGCCAUCUUGAAAGAAUAAUAUCUUACCUCUACUUCAUGAAUCAAUAUCAGAGGAGCCAAAUGUCAAAAUAAGAAGAAAGAAAGCGAUAAAGCAAUGAUUUUGUCGUAUUGUAUUAGCUGUCACAAUUUAUCGAUAGAACUGUCGACAAUAAGAACAUGACUAUUUAGAGUUUUACGAAAAGUGGCAACCCUUCAACGUCAUUUUACUUCCUUUUGGGAAAUAAUAUAAUAUAAACACACUGAUUCGUCUAUACGGUAGUAUACAUAUGAAGUCUACUUAUCAAGAUUGUCGGAGAUUAAAAAAAACAGAGUGCUAUAAAGUGACAAAUAAGAUCUCCUUACAGAUACCAAAUAUGUAUAAAUUUUAUUAAAAACUAAGUACAUAAUACUUAUUUAUUAUAUUUCUACAUAAAAAAAUGUAUGUAUGUAUAAAAAAAUCUUAUGAAUC
Hyposmocoma kahamanoa is the source of this 15225-nucleotide messenger RNA. It is a transcript of the gene tweek, whose product is annotated as transmembrane protein KIAA1109. The transcript is spliced from 43 exons. Gene Ontology annotation, biological process: synaptic vesicle endocytosis. NCBI's taxonomy places the organism in Eukaryota, Metazoa, Arthropoda, Insecta, Lepidoptera, Cosmopterigidae. The coding region runs from base 26 to 14062 and encodes 4678 amino acids. The record is from RefSeq and is a predicted model, not a curated record.